CGUGUUGAAAUGGGUCUGGUGACUGAGACGGCCAUGACAUAUGGUUUACAUCGUUUUCAUGCUCAUCAAGGCUAUAAGGACACGAUUGACAACCGAUAUAUUAUUUCAGAAUUCAUUAAAAUUAGGGUAAGGUUUGGCUGUCGGUUUAAGCGUCAACUGUGUCCUUAUAAUCUCCCCAGCAAGCUAGUUAACGGUAUGCAUAGUUGUUUAGGGCUACAUAAAGGAGCUCUAUUCGAGAGCGUGAGUACGCAGUCAGGUAAAAUCGGAGAAGAGAUCUCCGUGCAGUGCUUGGUCACCACUUCAGCUUGAACAACCAGCCGAACGGAGAAUGGACAGCUAUCAGGCUAGCUAGCUAGGUGGAAUUCAAAGAGGACAUGUGCUAGCUGGUUCGUGUGGGACGACAGUUUCCUGUUUUCGCCAGUGUCCAGGUUGAUUCGACCAUAACUUCUGGAUUGUGAACACGCGAGGUGGAGAUGCAGACUUUUUUGAAAGGCAGAAGAGUGGGUUACUGGCUCAGCGAGAAGAAGAUGAAGAAGCUGAAUUUUCAGGCCUUUGCUGAUUUGUGCAGGAAAAGAGGAAUAGAAGUAGUCCAGCUGGACCUGAGCCAGCCCCUGGAGGAGCAGGGUCCCCUGGACGUCAUCAUCCACAAACUGACUGACCUGAUCCUGGAGGCCGACCAGAACGACACACAGUCAGUCCUGCUGGUGCAGAGAGUACAGGACUACAUUGAUGCCCACCCUGAAACCAUCGUGCUGGACCCCCUCCCAGCAAUCAGAACCCUGCUGGACCGCUGCAAGUCCUACCAGCUCAUCCAUCGGAUAGAGGACUGUAUGCAAGAUAAGAGGAUCUGCUCUCCCCCAUUCAUGGUUCUGAACACUGAGUGUGGUCCAGACACGCUGGAGCAGAUUGAGAAGCAUGGACUCACAUUCCCCUUUAUUUGCAAAACACGAGUAGCCCAUGGAACCAACUCCCACGAGAUGGCCAUCAUUUUCAGUGAGGAGGACCUGAAGGGCGUGAAGCCUCCAUGUGUGAUCCAGAGCUUCAUCAACCACAACGCGGUGCUCUACAAGGUGUUUGUUGUGGGGGAGUCCUACACGCUGGUGGAGAGACCCUCCCUGAAGAACUUCCCCGCUGGACCAGCAGACAGAAAAGCAAUUUUCUUCAACAGCCACAAUGUAUCAAAGCCAGAGUCCUCUUCAGACCUGACAUCUAGGGACAACGUGGAGGGGGUCUCCCAGCCACCCAGUGAUGAUGUCAUCAGAGAGUUGUCCAGGUCCUUGCGACAGGAGUUGGGCGUGUCCUUGUUUGGCAUUGACGUCAUCAUCAACAACCUUACGGGCCAACACGCCGUCAUCGACAUCAAUUCAUUCCCUGGUUACGAGGGUGUCCCAGAGUUCUUCAACGAUCUCCUGACCCACAUCACCAGUGUGCUCCAAGCUAACUCCGCUGACAGCCCCCCAGCCAGCGGGCAGCCCAAAGGCCUGGUAUCCACAGCCCCCAGCCUAACCCCAACCCCUGGCUCCCCAGGCUGCUGCAGCAUGCUGGGGAAGGAGGCCAGCAGCAGCCCCUGGAUCGUGGAGGCGGAUGGGAACCUGAAGGGCCCCCGCCAGAGACUGGGCUGUAACUCAGCCAUGUCCCCCAACUUCCAGCAACACUGUGUUUCCACGAUAGCCACCAAGGCUUCCUCCCAAUGACUGCCCUCCUCUUCCACCUUAGCCCCCACCCUGUUUUAACCUCGAACAAAAACAGAUGAGGAUUAUAAUGGUGACAAUAAUUAAUAAUGGUCAUAAUUAUGACAUUAAUUUGAAUAUAUCUGUAAUCAAAAACCAACUUUUUCUAUGUAGAUAUUGAUGAUGGUGAUUGGUUGUAGAUGUUUUUCUCUGCCUUUUAGAUGUUUUGUUUAAUAGGACUUACGUACUGUAAUGUGAACUUUUGGGAUCUCUGCUUAAUUGCUGAUUUUAGUUUCUCUCUGUGAAGUCUCUUUAAUCAAGUGGUCCACAUGAGAUGGUUAGGGGAAAUAUCUUGUCUGAACUUUUGUCUACAGCAGUGAAGGAAAAAGGCAACUUAACAUCCUGUGCUCCAUACGCACUCACGUUUCCAGCAUUGACAUUCACCAGUGAUGUCUUUAUUUUGAUGUUUACCACUCUGUCAUAUAGUGGAGAAGGGAUAUAAAGUUGUUUUAUUGUCACAUACACUGGAUAGGUGCGGUGAAAUGUGUUGUCUGGGUACUAUAACACUCAUCCACAGGUUUGGAGCAGCUGCCAGUGCUAAUGGCACGCAGAUCAACUGACUUAAAGAACCCACUCGAUCAUUUCCAAAAUCACAAGCAAGUCAUUGGGGUCUUGAUUGACAUUAGAUAUGAUGAAAUUGAACGCUGGUUGCUUUGUGUACCAUUUAAUUAACAAUGUGCUUUCUUUCAUGUGCAAGGCUCUUGUCAUGUGAAUUUCAUAGUCUUCACAACAGCAGAAACAAAAUAGAUAUUAAUCAAGAUCAAGAUGCAGUACAUGCAGCACGAAAGGCUGAAAAUACCUGCAUAAACCUUUGAUCACACCUCAUAUAAAUGUUUGUCAUCAGAAAAAUAAAUCUUUGAUCAUGUGACCAAGUUUAAUGGAGGAUAAUGUUUAUAAAAGCCUUUGAGUGUUUGUCAGAUGUGGUUGAGGUUUAUACAGGUGUUUUAUGUGACUGUAAACCAGUCCAUUUCCUUGCCUCAUAACUUGAGUUGUGUUGCUCCAGCACUGCUUAAAGAUGAGGAUCACAUUCCUUUUUGUAUGUGGGUGUUUUCAAAAAGUAUUCCAGCAUUCCAAUGCUUUAGUGAAAAAUGACUUUUAUGGAAUUGAAAUGAAUCGGCAUGCUGAACUCUCA
This is a messenger RNA of Oncorhynchus mykiss (rainbow trout), 2862 nucleotides long. RefSeq names its product inositol-tetrakisphosphate 1-kinase. Lineage: Eukaryota; Metazoa; Chordata; Actinopteri; Salmoniformes; Salmonidae. Gene Ontology annotation, cellular component: cytoplasm. The record is from RefSeq and is a predicted model, not a curated record. Gene Ontology annotation, biological process: inositol trisphosphate metabolic process. Gene Ontology annotation, molecular function: inositol-1,3,4-trisphosphate 5-kinase activity; ATP binding; inositol-1,3,4-trisphosphate 6-kinase activity.